Molecule: messenger RNA, 447 nt
Organism: Carya illinoinensis
Lineage: Eukaryota; Viridiplantae; Streptophyta; Magnoliopsida; Fagales; Juglandaceae
Exons: 1
Coding region: 52-339 (95 amino acids)
Source: RefSeq, a predicted model, not a curated record
AGGUCGCUGGAUGGAUAACGAUGGCAACGAUUUGCAGAGGAGAGGAUCGGAAUGGAUAGGUACAAAGUGGAAAAGGAGAGAGAUGAUGAAAAGGAGGCUGAGAAGCAGAAUCAAGCGCCCAACAUCACGCCGAUGAAGCCUGUAACCCAUCAUACAUACGGCGGAGGAAUGUACGGCAACGAGGCUGGGCAAGCACGGACCAAACCGACAAAGCCACCGGCGAGUGAAACCCAGAGUGCCGAUGGUCCUGUAGAGGACACCACCAAACCCAAGCACACCCCUCCUCCUUCAACCGGUGAUCGAGAUGUUGAUAUCACUGGUCGAUCUUACAUCCAGUAAUCUGCUAAUUAAUGACUUUCUCGUUUUCUUCUUUUUUCUUUUUCAUUCGAAGUACGUGUUGGAAUUUGUACUGACCCAGUUUGUUGUCUCUAGUGAUUUCAUUAAACA